Molecule: messenger RNA, 3490 nt
Organism: Mizuhopecten yessoensis (Yesso scallop)
Lineage: Eukaryota; Metazoa; Mollusca; Bivalvia; Pectinida; Pectinidae
Exons: 3
Coding region: 249-932 (227 amino acids)
Source: RefSeq, a predicted model, not a curated record
GGAUGUUAUCAGAAUGGCAAGUCGAGAAUUGGCGUUACGGUCCGGGCUGUAACACUGUACGCUAGUCAGUGGAGCAGUGAAUACCGCGGAGAACCGACUCUCUAUAGUCACUAGUACGGACAGCAGUAUGGUAUGACAGGCAGUAUACCCCCGUGCAAGUCACAUAUAUUUAUAUAUAUGUAUAUACUCACGUAGCAAAAAAACCUAUUGGGAUUUACAAAAGAGAAAAUAGUGUUUACUUGUCAGCCAUGUGCUCGUGGCUAAGUGUUUUACAGGCUGUCAUAUGUGGAAGCUUAUUCUUUACAAUAAGUUCAGGGCUGGAGUGCGCGUGCACAACCCAGGAAUGCAUGGACCGGAAGAUGACAACGUGUCGGGCGUCGCACUACUGUUACAGCGAGACGAUCGAUGACCCUCUGUUUAGCCAUCUGACAUCCCGGGGAUGCAUCGACAGCAGUACGCCCUUGCUGUGUGAAAACCGUCGCCCUGCCAAGCUGAGGGCCGCGUGGCCAGUUCUUCACUGCUGUAAUGAUAAAAGUUUCUGUAACAAGGACGUGGUGCCCACACAGCCGCCACGACCAGUACCGAAAGUUGAAGAACCGGUGUACGAGGAUUUCAACACUGAGCCUACACCACAACCGGCCGGAUGUCCGAACCAGCAUGGGACCAACACCUCAAACAAUAUGAUCAAUCCUAUCUACAUAGCAGUACCGGUUGCUGGAGUCUGUGUUCUCCUUGCUCUCAUCAUCUUCGCUAUGUAUCUCUUGCGCAGGCGCACAGACUACUACGAGCGGUACCAGUAUCCAAGGACCGUCUCGGUACCCCAACAUCAUCAACAUUGCAGUGACGCAAAGUGUGCGAACGCAUGCAAACUAAACAGGUGUACGGACAGUGAGCGAUCGUCCUCGGGCAGUGAAACAAAAUUAUUCUUAUAGGGUUGGCUGAUGUAAUCACCAAUUACUAAACACAUUUUACCGGCUACCCCACAACACAGUCUGUCAAAGUGUUUGACACGCUCACCAGAACGCUUGACACCUUACAAAAUGGUUCUGGUUAUAUGACAUGACUAGGGGUUUAAAUCUGACUUCAGACUGUGGCCUAUUCAGGGAAGUGCUAAUACAUCACGACGGCCAAUAUGUGAUCAGCUAAAAUACGAAACGUUUGUUCCCAACAAACAAGUGGAACGAACUACAGCUGGAGUAAGUUUUACUGCCUCGACUGAAUAGGCAUGUAUGUGACUGAUAUUUUGCUAGAAAUGCAAUAUUCUUUCUGGUUAAAUGUGAAACAUAAACUAAAAAGAUGGCGAAUUUUCAUACAGUGACAUCAAAUUUUUCGAUUUUUCACGCACAUUUUCAAAUCCAUUUGCUACCGGGAUCGUCCGGGCGGCACCAAAAAACCCACAAUAGUCUUGAUAAGAAACAAUUGUGCAAUUGAUUAAUUGAAAGAGGCUAUAAGUUAACCCCAUAUCCACGUGAUGUUGCUCGCUCAAAGAUGCAACAUCUCGGAAGUGAAGGUAACUUGGAAGACACACAAGAAAGGGUAGCCAACGCGGACAAUGUCUCAUUUAUGUAUCAGUGUACAUAUGUCAUUUCCGGUCACGUGUCCUGCAUUAAUCUAAUCGUUAAAUAUGUUCCAUAAUUAUUUAUAGAGAGUGAGGGUGAAACGCUAGAGGAACGAAAUACGGGCGACGUGCACAAGAAAUAGAAUGAAAGGGAAAAUGUAUGACAGUAUUUGCAGUAGAGAUGUUGUGCUGUAAUGAUGUAUAAUAUAAUGAGUGAACGGAUAUUGAUAUGUGAUGUAUGGAAAGUGUGUGUCAUUAUAUUGAAGGGUUGAGAGAUAAGUGGUAGCGAUGUCUUACGUAAAACUAGACGAAGGAUAGUAGACGAGUGUCAAUUGUGAAACAAGUGUGAUGAAAGUGACUCUAAAUUGUCAUUGUACUCCAUCUAUUAUGUCAAGUACCUGCUGCUGUUACUGUGUACAUAACGCCGAUCUCUAACUAACAGCCAGGGCACUGUGUUUACCUCUUAUAUCUGUUUGUCGUUGUUGUCCUGCUGUCAGCCACAAAUCAAACACUCAAAUGACUCCGAUCACGUCUCGGUUAAUCGGAAUCUCGAGAGACCCGAGAAUAUCGUUGAUCAAAUGCUCGUCUUGCUAACAGAUAACUUGUCCAGGAACAUAAAAUCUCCUUACAAAAGCUAUACAAAUAUAUGGAAGAAACAUACUUCAUCAUAACUUCAUGAAAAUCCCAUGAUUCCGGGACAAGAUGGGUUUCGUUUUGCAAUCAAAUCUGCACUUUAAAUGGCAUUUUGAACGUAAUUUGUUUACUAACUGUUGAACAUUUUCCAGCUAAGCAUAAGAAAAUGAAGGCAGCAAAGCGCGUGGAUGUUUUAUUGUUUUGUAUCGUGUUUCUGGCUCUUCAUGUAAAUAUAGCAUCAAUGUAAUCCUCAGGGUAAGCGAAUGUCUCAAACACACAUCUACUGCGCAUGCUCCGAACUUAACAGAUAUUGAGAAUAGAAUAAUAUUACAUAAAACGCAAUAUCGUAUAUAUUGAAGAAAUCAAAUCAAUCAAAAUAUAACUUAAGUUGCUGUAAUUUUAUCAUUGGAAAAUUUCUGUGCGUACUUUUGACAUGAACGAAUUGAUAUCAAAAUAUUCGAGAGCAGAACAGAGUUCGAGCUCGCGCAGUUUAAAGGUAUAAUGUAAAUACAUUCACACAAGAAAAAUAUUGUACAUUUGUAAAUAAAUAUAUAUCUCGUGAUGUAUAUAGUUUUAAGUAGUUACUACGGUAACGCUAUUUGAGCGGUUGCCACGGUAACACAUUCUACUGUAAGUGCUUAUAUCGUCUUGUCUUUCAACUGCUAUUAUAUAAGGGACAAUACUAUUUUUGAAUUCAUUUACAGUUAUUUCAUUGGUCUAUGGGAUUUUUUUUAAUUUUAUUUUUUUAUUAAUAUAGUUUGAUCUGUUGCUGGACUAGUCAGUUCUAUGACGUCAUUGAUGUCGGACAUUUAAUCACUAGAUGUGAAAUAUAUAGUGAUUUUUUUCCUGAUCCCUAACAGAUAUUUCGAAAGGUUCAGAAGCACAUUUUUUGAAAGAAACAAACAUUUUCCUCUUGUAAUAUUGUUUUUUUAUACACGAAUGCAAAUUUAGAUUAAUAUAUAAUUCAGAAAUGUCGGUCGAUUUCAUUACUGGAGUAUAGGUCAAAUUAGUGCAUUCUAUUAAAAAAACUGCGCCUUUUCAUCACAGCAACAUAAUUAGACCAUAAAUACAAAUGUAUACAGAAGAUGUUGUAUCCUUCAGCGAUACCGACGUGGACAAGUGCAAUGUUAUCCCGUACAAGUUUCUCUUCAUAAACUAGAAGGAGUAGAAUCUCAAAAAAUGAUACAAUAAUGUUAGGCGUUAUUGGACAAGCACCUGUUGACAUACAGACUAAGUAGGCCUAGAGGUUGUCAAUCAUACUAACAAGUUUUUUUUUUUUUUUUUUUUUUUUUUUUUUUA